Molecule: messenger RNA, 1290 nt
Organism: Xenopus laevis (African clawed frog)
Lineage: Eukaryota; Metazoa; Chordata; Amphibia; Anura; Pipidae
Gene: upp2.L
Product: uridine phosphorylase 2 L homeolog
Exons: 7
Coding region: 118-1068 (316 amino acids)
Biological process (GO): nucleotide catabolic process; uridine catabolic process; UMP salvage
Cellular component (GO): cytosol; cytoplasm
Molecular function (GO): pentosyltransferase activity; uridine phosphorylase activity; catalytic activity
Source: RefSeq, a predicted model, not a curated record
GCGGAUGGUGAUGUCCCGCCAGUAAAGCGCAUCAGUGGGACCUGCGGAGUUAUCUUGUGGAUCGUACCAAGUUUUAUAUUUUAGAAAAUACCUCAGAAAGGAUCUUUCGGGAAGAGAAUGUCUCCAAUUCUAGCAGAUAGCAGCAGCGGCAGCCUGCCCGAGAGGGACGCCUAUGGCAAAAAUGGAUUUGUACAUAUCAAAAACCCUCACCUGGACCUGCUGCCGGAGGAUAUCCUCUACCAUUUUGACCUGGGAACUAAAACCCACGAUCUGCCCUCAAUGUUUGGGGAUGUAAAGUUUGUGUGCGUUGGAGGAAGCCCAAACAGAAUGAAGGCUUUUGCUUUAUUCAUCCAUCAGGAACUGGGACUGGAAGGAGAGCGCAAUGAUGUAGCAGAUAUUUGCGCUGGUACAGACCGUUACAGCAUGUUCAAAGUUGGACCUGUGCUCUCCAUAAGCCAUGGCAUGGGCAUUCCCUCCAUCUCCAUAAUGCUUCAUGAGCUCAUUAAGCUUCUCCACCACGCCAAGUGCAGAGAUGUCACCAUCAUUCGCAUUGGAACCUCAGGAGGAAUAGGCAUCGAACCUGGGUCAGUUGUGAUCACAGACGUAGCCGUGGAUUCGUUUUUCAGGCCUCAGUUUGAGCAGGUUGUUCUAGACAAAGUAGUUGUUAGAAACACUGAACUUCAUAAGGAGCUUGCCGAAGAUCUACUGCAGUGUAGCAAGGAGAUUGCAAGCUUCCCCACGAUUAUCGGCCACACCAUGUGCACCUAUGACUUCUAUGAAGGUCAAGGCCGACUAGAUGGAGCGCUCUGCUCAUUCUCUAAAGAGGAAAAGUUUGAGUAUCUGCAGAGGGCCUUCACAGCUGGAGUCCGCAACAUUGAAAUGGAAUCGACCGUAUUUGCUGCAAUGUGCUAUCUCUGCGGUCUUAAAGCUGCAGUUGUCUGUGUGACGCUCCUAAACAGACUGGAAGGAGACCAGAUCGCAGAAAGCCAUGAAACGCUGACGGAAUACCAAAAGCGGCCCCAGCAGCUGAUUGCAGCGUACAUAAAGAAACAACUGAAUAUAAGUUGAAAGUUGCUACCACCAAUAAGACUACGACUCCUUAUAGACUGGAAUCAGCAGAAAAAAAUAAAUACAUGUUGGUCUAACGCGAUUGAGCCGUUUACAAGGAGUAUUGCUAUAGGUCUGCUUUUUAAGCAAUUUCAAAGUGCUAUCAUCCAGUGUUGAUGGACAUUUGCAGAUCCCUGUAUCAUUAUGGACUUUGCAAAUGAUUUUUUACAAUUGGCAGUGAAA